UGCGCGUCAGCAGUUUCCCCAGUAACGAGUCCGUGCUCUUUUAAAAUUCCGUGGAACUUGACUGGGGACCUUGAAAUCAGUCACAAAUGACUGCGCGGUCUUGACUUUGCAGUUAGUUUCCAGGCCGUCAUUAAAAAGUCAAUAAUACUGUACUCUAGGCUAGUACAAUUAUUUUAGUAGGCCUACUUGUUUUAUCAAGUUCAAAAACAAACCCGUGAAAACUAUUGGAAACGUUUAAUUUCAAUGUUCUUACACCAUUUAUUGCUUUGGCUUUGGACCCGUUUGAAUCCUCAUGACACUCAAUGACUGAUGGCCAUCCAGCUUCGUCCCGUCCAGAACAGCAGAACACCAUGACGGAGAUAAACCAGCUGUGCGCUCCAAUACUGGUGUACCAGGAGGACGUGAAGGAAAACCGCGCCACCGCUCAGCGUAAGAAAGAAACACUUAAGGAAACCUCCUGCGCUCCAGUCUCGUGCUUGGUGGGUUCCAUGGGCAGCCUCAUUGAUAAUCUUGCCUGCCUGCCCCCCUUCUGGUCUGGAGGAAGAAGCAUGAGUGUGCAGGACAGAGGACUGAAGAUGCCUACUCAGAUGCUGGAGGGGAAAGAGAAACAGGACAAGGGCGGAGCCAAGAGUACCAGACUGACCCAGCAGGACUCUAGCCAAUCACUGCACAGGAGUGAAAAGCUCACGGACGGCGUGCCCAAACUGGUUGAGCUCUACCAGUACCCCCGCUUCCUAAGCAACAGGCCCAUGCCCCUCCCUCACAACACAGCCUUCUGCACUGUCGUUAACAAUGUGGUACGGGGGCAGCGCCACCUGGUGCACAAGCCCAGAUAUAAGGCUAUGUUCCAGAUCAUUCUGUCAUCCUCUGUGAUGGAGGACUUUGUCACUGACUGCUUCUGGUGGCUGUUCAUGCAAAACUUCCAGCUGGACGCCCGUAUCCAGGGGAACAUUUUCACCCGCAUGGCUGUGAACUACACCAAGAUACUGACCCAGGAGGCAUCCUGUCGCUGCGGCAGUAUAUUCUUCAGAGAGUUUCCCAGUACCCUGGCCCAGACUCUGUACUGCUGCUUCUGCUGUAGCUUCCCUCAGUCCUGGAGCACCAUCCGCAGUGACGCCUUCCUACUCCCGCUGUGCUUUACUGCCUACCAGUGGACAGGAGGGAUCUGUCCAGCUCCGGACAUCUUUAAGAAGUGGGACUUUGAGGCUCUGGAGCCAGAGGAGGCCACUAAUGUAAAGCUUGUGUCCGAGGAUAAAAGGACAGAGGAAGAGAGCGGCUCGUGUCUGUCUCUCCUGGAAAACAUGUUCUCCAGUAACUCUGUUGACGAGCUUCUGCAGAGCCAACCGUCCAGUAACACCGCUCUGACAAGGAAGAAGUCGAGUUCAGUCCAGGCAAGCAGCCAGGUUGGUAGCCGGGCUGGUAGCCCGACCGGUAGCAAGCUGUCCAGCCCGUCAGUCAGGUCUAACAGGAGCUUAGUGAAGCAAGAGAAAUCCGGCUCUGACAAAAUCACAGGUACAGACUUGAAAGCGUUGACCUGCCAAAGCAAACAGAAACUUACCAGAGAGUCUCACGUGGCCUACCCUGGCACACAGUUCAAGCGCUGUGUAUUUAACCUGUAUGGCAACAGCCCCCUGGUCCAGUUUUACAUGCGUAUGAAGUCCAUCAACCAGCAGGCGGGUCUGGAUGUACGGGUGGUCCGCACCGAGAUCCACAAGCUGCCUCCAUAUCCUCUUCAUCUUCAUCAGGAGUAUAAUGCUGGGAAAAUCUACUGUGGUGUCUCUAAGACAAGUCACUGA
Molecule: messenger RNA, 1796 nt
Organism: Osmerus eperlanus (European smelt)
Lineage: Eukaryota; Metazoa; Chordata; Actinopteri; Osmeriformes; Osmeridae
Product: protein FAM227A-like
Exons: 13
Coding region: 303-1796 (497 amino acids)
Source: RefSeq, a predicted model, not a curated record